AUGUCGGUGGCGACGGGCAGCAGCGAGGCGGCCGGCGGGGCCGGGGGCGGCGGCGCGCGGGUUUUCUUCCAGAGUCCCCGGGGCGGCGCCGGCGGCAGCCCCGGCUCGAGCAGCGGCUCGGGCUCCUCCCGGGAGGACUCGGCGCCCGUGGCCACCGCGGCUGCCGCCGGGCACGCUCAGCAGCAGCAGCAACAGCGGCGCCACCAGCAGGGAAAAGUGACGGUGAAAUACGACCGCAAGGAGCUUCGGAAACGGCUGGUGCUGGAGGAGUGGAUCGUGGAGCAGCUGGGACAGCUGUAUGGCUGCGAGGAAGAAGAAAUGCCAGAUGUGGAAAUUGACAUUGAUGAUCUUCUUGAUGCAGACAGUGAAGAAGAGAGGGCUUUAAAAUUACGGGAAGCUCUUGUAGACUGCUACAAACCAACAGAGGAGUUCAUCAAGGAGCUGCUCUCUCGGAUAAGAGGCAUGAGGAAGUUGAGCCCCCCGCAGAAGAAGGCUGUAUAAUUCCAGCCCAGGUGGAACUCUGCUGGAGACCCAGGAAGGAAUUUGGACUUCAAGAAGACUUUUCUUAAAGAACUGUUGUCCUUAUGAGCAACUUUUUUGGGGGGUGGGGAGGGGUGGUAUCUAUUAGACAUUUAUUCAAGAGUGUUCCUUUUUUGGUUUUUAAAGGGUUGGUUGGUGUAAUAUUUUAAUAGCAAAGAUAUCACAGACUCUGGCUUCAGCCCAACCAGAGAGCAUCAAAUCAGGCAGACAUGCAAGGAGGGGCUGGACCAGGCAGCAUCUUCUUGGAGAAACCAGAUACAGGGAUGAUGGUUUUCUUACAGCUAGUUUGGUAAUACUUUUUUCUUGAGUUGUACAUUUGACACAGAGGUCGAAUUUCUUGUACUUGUAUAUAUCUACAGGCAACUAAGUUAAAAUGUGGAUGUGAGUUUUAUUUCGCACGGAUGGAAUAAACUUGUGGUCAUCCUUUUAUUGGAGGUCAUGGCACGUGUGUUUUCAAGAGGCCACUAGGUCUUCUUCGUGUGAGUGCUGGAGACCUCCAAUGUUCACUUUCUGCACCAAAGUGAAAAGAACUCAGCGUAUCUUUAAUGAGCUACACUACGACAAUGUGGAGUUGGUCAAGGGCUUAAUUUAUGGACUUUGUAUUAUUCUGUUAAUCGGGAUGCUUUGCCAGGUCAUGUACUUAUUGCCUCAUUUGUGGUAUUUUAAAGUUUUCUGAACCCUUUCUUUGAAUGACUAUUCGAAUUUCUUGGGAAAUGUUCACACUAUGUGAGGGGUGUUUGGCGGUGGAACCAGAAAGCGCCCUGUAGCAAUUCAUUCUGUGCUUUCUACCAAAUACCAUGUAUUAUUCUCUCUCCAUGAAAGCAGGUCAUAAGGAAGUGAGCAGAUUCAGUAUCUUCCUCCUUAGAAGUAGAUCUGGUCACUUCUGUGCCUGGGGGGCAUCAGACCAGGGUGGGUGAGCUGAACGAUGAGCCGGUGUACAACUGAGAAAAACCUCAGCUCUGCUGGAGAAAGUCGAUGCAAGAGCGUUGGCUGGUUUAGAAGUGUGGUAGAGAUUUCCUUUCUGGCUUCUCUCAGUGGCUUAUGCUGAGGACUGUGGCCCUAAUUGUGCACCCCGAUCCAAUCCCUUUGCUUGGAGCUGAGCCUGGGGCACCUGCUGAGCCCCUCUCAGUUCGAUACUGGCUCCUUGGAGAAGGAUCAAAAUGCAGCUGGGUGUGGGUGGGGUCAAAGGUCAGAGUAGAAAUUCUUGGUGUUCUCCGGGAAGCCCCCACUGCCUCCCAUAGAAACCCUCCUCCCUACCGUAAGGUGUCUCUAGGUGGCCCUGUCAGAGGAACAGGGGUCAGGCAUUUUAUAUCAAGGGUGCUCUGAACAUAUUUUAUUUUUUAAAAGAACUAUGUUUGUGAAUUUUAUGUACACUGGCAAGCUUUUGAAAAUGUAUUUAAUUUUGUAAUGUUUACCAAUGAUUUAUUUACAAGCUAUUUACUCGAAUAAACGAAGCUGCUUACACCUCU
Molecule: messenger RNA, 2009 nt
Organism: Dama dama (fallow deer)
Lineage: Eukaryota; Metazoa; Chordata; Mammalia; Artiodactyla; Cervidae
Gene: PPP1R14C
Product: protein phosphatase 1 regulatory inhibitor subunit 14C
Exons: 4
Coding region: 1-501 (166 amino acids)
Biological process (GO): regulation of phosphorylation
Cellular component (GO): cytoplasm
Molecular function (GO): protein serine/threonine phosphatase inhibitor activity
Source: RefSeq, a predicted model, not a curated record